AUGUCCAGGGUGCCCUCUCGGGAUCACCCCCGUGACUGUCCCCGAGAAGGCUCACAGUUAGAUAAACGCCAGCGGGACCCCAUCCCAGCUUCCAGAGCUGCUUUGCUCCAACCGGCACCGCGACCAGCUGAUAGACGCAAUGUCGUUGUCCAGGUGGAGUCCUCCGAUUCCGAGGCGGACGCUUCGGUCGCGACGGAAGACCCCUCUGAUGUGGAAGACCCCCCGCGUCAAUCGCCGCAGGAUCUCCACUAUCCAGAGGCAGCCUCCCCAUCAGAUGAUGUCCAUUCCUUCGCGGAGCACAUCAUUAAGAUGUCCAGGGCCCUGGACAUCGACCUUGUUUAUCCUGAGGCAGAUGCGGAAGACCCAGUCAAACGUCGGGUCCAUGGCCGGGUCCCAACACCCCCGUGUGUCCCAUUUUUGCCAUCCUUGCAAACGAUCCUCAAGCGUUCCUGGGACUCUCCUUCGUCUCCUCUCGGGCCCCCACGGAAGAUCGAGUCGCUAUACAAGGUCGCGGCUCCAAAUGCUCCGUGGCUCAUGUCGCAUCCUUGCCAGAAUUCGGCUAUUGUGGAAGGAGCUCAACAGACCUCCACCCAGCGCCAAACCACCUCACCGGUCGAUAAGGAGGCCAAAAAGAUAGACGCCCUGGCCAAAAAGGCGUAUGCGGCAGCGGCUCUGGCGGCGAAGGCCUCUAGCUACACGGCCUGUAUGGGAGCUUAUGUCCAAACAUUAAUGGAGGGCAUCUCCCCGAUUGUGCCUGACGUUCCCGAUGAGGUUCAGAGGACCCUGACUGAAAUCAGGGAUGAGACCCACUCGAUUGGCAGCUGGCUCAUCACUGCGGCUAGGAACGUCACGGAAUGCGUUGGAAGGGCGAUGUCGGCCUCCAUCGCAUUGAGAAGGCACGCCUGGCUCCGCGGCUCCGACCUCAAUCAGAGCGUGAGAUCCACCAUUGAGGACAUGCCCAUCGACGGUUCGGGGUUGUUCCACGCCGAUACGGACGAGCGGCUCAACAAGAAGUUCCGCAUGAAGGCAGCCGCUCGCAAGCAUGGCAUGUCCACACCGGGCUCUUCUUCCUUCCGCAAGCGUCUUCGGCCCUGGCAGCAUCACCAAGGUCAGUUCCAGAGGUCCCCCUAUCAGGAACGUCAGUUCCAUCAACAGGGGUCGCAGCGGCAGGGCUACCCCUCUCAGCAAUCAUCUUCCUCGGGCCGUCGCAACCAGUCUCGGUACAGAAAGAACCGCCGACAGGAGCCCGACCAGGGAAAGAAAAGGGCAUGAAGAUCCCUAGCGCACUUCGCCUCCUCUAAUUUGUUUUUCCUUGACAUCUUGAGGCCCUUUGCCACCACAUGGGCCUCCAUCUCCUCCGACUCCUGGGUCUUAAACAUCGUCCGAAG
Messenger RNA from Sceloporus undulatus (fence lizard), 1388 nucleotides. RefSeq lists its product as uncharacterized. NCBI's taxonomy places the organism in Eukaryota, Metazoa, Chordata, Lepidosauria, Squamata, Phrynosomatidae. Bases 1 to 1272 code for a protein of 423 amino acids. The transcript has a single exon. The record is from RefSeq and is a predicted model, not a curated record.